Molecule: messenger RNA, 1488 nt
Organism: Cryphonectria parasitica EP155
Lineage: Eukaryota; Fungi; Ascomycota; Sordariomycetes; Diaporthales; Cryphonectriaceae
Exons: 2
Biological process (GO): protein phosphorylation
Molecular function (GO): ATP binding; protein kinase activity
Source: RefSeq, a predicted model, not a curated record
AUGUCGAUGAUUCCAUACCACUCGCGAGGUCGCGAGAUUGUCCUGCGUCACCAAAAUGCAGUCGUCGUCCGCGACCCUUCUUCGCAGCGCCUCCAGCUCGACCGCGCCCUGACCGAAUGCCCAGCGUGCCACCAACCGCUGAGGCCCUCCUCGCCCGACAGAGCCUUCGAUGCCUCCUCCGAUAGUGACUCAUACGUCGACCCGGAAUACUUCCGCAUGCUUCGCGGCAACGACUUCUUCCGGUCCGACCUCCCCCCUUCGAGCCCCAUCCGCAGGCUAGUACAGCCAUUCCACGAUGACGACGAGAGCCUGCCCGACGAGGUCCAGGACGCCGAGUUCGUGUCGAGCACGCCUGCUGUGCAGGACGGCUCGCGCAUCCGGAGGACAGCGUUCCAGCCCAAUUACUUCAAGACCUUCUUCGUCGAGGAGAGCGAGCUUGGUAGGGGUGGCAAGGGCGUGGUGCUGCUUGUGAGACAUGAGAUUGACGGCUGUCACCUGGGAUACUUUGCAUGCAAGCGUGUCCCUGUAGGUGACGACCAUGCAUGGCUGGAAAAGGUGCUUCUGGAGGUCGAGCUGCUCGCCAAGUUGUCGCAUCCGAACUUAGUCUCGUACCGGCACGUCUGGCUGGAAGAUGUCCAGCUCGGCCGGUUCAGCCCUCCCGUUGCCUGCGCCUUCAUCCUGCAACAAUAUUGCAACGGGGGCGAUCUGUGGAGGAAGGUUGUGGGCAGGGUUCCUGGAGAGGCCACCAAGGAGGAGCUCAAGGCGCAGAUGCGGCGACGGUCCAAGGGACAGGCCGAGAAGCCGACCAACUCAUGGUCCGCCCAGUCGCAGCUUCUGCCCGAGGAGAUUUACUCAUACUUCCGCGACAUUACUUCCGGCCUGGCCUAUCUGCACGCAGCAAAUUAUAUCCACCGCGAUCUGAAGCCGAGCAACUGCCUUUUGCAUGAGGAGAGAGGCAAGACGAUCUGCCUCAUCAGCGACUUCGGCGAGGUGCAGGCCGAGAAUGUCGUGCGUAAGUCGACGGGCUCUACUGGCACGAUUUCAUACUGCGCGCCAGAGGUCCUACGACAGGACGCCACGGGCAGGUAUGGGAACUUUACCACGAAAUCUGACAUCUUCUCGCUCGGCAUGAUUCUCUAUUUCAUGUGCUUCGGACGCCUCCCUUACCAGGCUGCAAAUACCAUCCACGAGGAGCUAGAAGAUAUUGAUACGCUGCGAGCCGAGAUUACGGAUUGGAAAGGGUUCGAAGAUGAGAGGCGGGAACGGCCAGAGCUUCCCGACAAGCUCUACAUGCUCCUGAAGCAGCUGUUGGCACUCAACCCCACGGAUCGGCCAAGCGCCAAUGAGGUUCUAAGUGCGCUCAAAAACGGGACAAACCUGGAAAGCAUGUCGAGAGCGGCGUCAGGAGCCUCGCUCAACAUCCCAGGCCGCAGAAUUCAGAGUCUGGACUCUCCGGCGCCUCCCAGCACUCCCGUACCAGGUAAAAAU